AUGACCUGGGACCCGGCGCUGCCGGCCGCUCGUCUGACCCUCCCGGCGCUCCACCGGCCGCUGCCGACUGCCGCUGACGCCGGCCCGGCGCCGCGCCUGCUGGUACCCGCCGGCCGGCCCCAGCUCAGCGCCGAGUCGCUGCUCUACUGGCGAGAGCCCGACGGCGAGAGCCUGGUGGGCGGCGCGCUGUGCCUCACACCGUUCUACCAGCGCGCCGAGACCGGCCUCACCAACGGACAGAGAGAGUCGGGCGACGCCGGCGGUCUGCACUCUGCCGAGCGCGGCCUGCUCUCCGCCGUCUCCGUGUUCUUCUCGUCCUCCCACGAGGGCCGGCUGUACCUGGUGGCGCCGCUGCGACCGGCCGACGACCCGCCCGCCUACGCCGCCCUCGUGGGCAGCCACUCGUAUACGUCUCCGCUACUGCUGGCCGCCCGGGAGGCGCAUAUGCUGCACGCCGUUACACACACAGGCCUUGAGAGCUACACCGUGCGCGACACGCGGCGCCUGAGUCGUCUGGAGCGGCCGACGGAGCCGUGCCCCGACCCGGCCGAGGCAGGGUUCCUGCUCGGGAUCCGGCCGUUCGUCAAUGUCACUCACAUGUGUGUCGGAGAUGGCGUGCUGGUUCUGGCCGCUUCUGGGCCAGAGGAUAGCGACUCAGCCACUCUCUACCUACUGCGGCUGCCGCCGCCGGAGGAGCUGUACGCCGAGUGUGCGCGGCUGGGCGGCACACACGGCCACCACGCCCCGGCCAUGUGUCAGGCGCUGCUGGAGGAGGCGCACAUGGUCCUGCGACCGGCCGUCAGAUGGCAGCUCGGUCGGCCACCUUCCGACCGGCUCAUUACUGAGUACAACAGCUCAGCGGCCAACGUCGGAUACUACCUGCUGAGGUCGUCCAGUGAGCAGGACUGGCCGCGCGCGGCGCCCUGGCUCCAGCUGGCCGCCGCCUCUGUCGAGGACGUCCUGACCCAGUGUGCCGAGGCGCCCGGUCUGGAGAGCUACCUGAGCAGCGCACUGUCGGCCGCCGACGGGCCGCCGCUCUCCUACCAGACUGCCAACCAGGCGCUGUCGGUGCUGAGUUUCCGCGCGCCGGACGCGCUGGCCGGUGUGCUGCUGGCCGCCGGGCCGCUGGUGGAGUUCCGCGCCGAGCCCCCGCUCGAGGCGCUCGAACAGCUCCUGGAGGAGACGGAGCUGAGCGAGCCGGCCGCGCAGGCGGCCCGGCUAGCGGCGCUGCUGCUUCUGGCGCGCACCGGGGGCGGCACAGCCGAGCGGCGCGCGCCGCUGCUGGAGCCGCUCUCUGAGGAGGCGCUGCCGGCCGGCUGUCCGCACCUGCUGCUGCUGGCCGACGGCCGGCCCGACCUGCUGGCGGCUGGACUGGCGACGCUGGCGGCCGCCGGCCGGCCGCCGCUGGCCGAGCUGACCGGCCUGCUGCUGGAGGCGGCCGACACCAGCGACCGGCGCGCCGCGCUCCGCUACGAGCUCCUUCUGCGGGAUGUACUGGAGCGGCACCUGCAGGCGGGCGGGAGGCCGCAGCGCGCCGGCCAGGCGGUCACCCUACUCGUCAGGAUGUACCUGGGCGGCACGGUGGGCGCGUUCCCGCCGGCGGGCGCGGCGCCGGCCACCGGUCCGGCCCUGGAGCGGCACCGGCUGGGCGCGCUGUACGGGCCGCGCGCCGGCUGGCUGAAUCUGGUGCCGCCGUUCGCGGGCCGCGCGCCGGCCCAGAUCCUGGCAGAUAUGGAGGCUGACCCGCGACUGGUCGACCUCGUCAUGCUGCAGUCGCUGUUGUGCUCGGACCUGCCGUCUGCCGAGGACCGGCGACACAUCCGAGAGUUCCUCUCGGCCCACCCGUCGGCGGUGGGCCACGACGCGCUGCUGGCUCUCUGCUCCGAGCUGGCUGACGCCGCCGCGCUGCUGGCUGAAAAGUACCCCGAGGCGGCGCUCGAACACGCCAAGGAGCGGUGUAAGAGCCCGUCCGACUGGCGGACGGCCGUGCAGGCUCUGUCGGCCGCCCAUCAGUCGGCCGAGCCGGACGGCGGCCAGCAGGGCGCGCUGGCCGCCCUGCUGGACCACCUGGCCAGCACGGUGCCACCCGACCAGCUGCGGCUGGUGCUGGCCGAGCGCGCCGACCAGCACGGCGCCGCCCUGCUGCGCUGCCACAACGUGCAGCGCGCCGACGUGGUGCGCGCAGAGAUUAUGCGUAUGGCCUGAGGGGCCGGCGGGCGCUCUUGGCCCUGGAAUGUCCCUCUCAAGUCACCGGUCAGUCAGCGGGGACCUUUGGCGAGUAGGGUAUGGAACGGCGGUGUGCGGCGUCCCAUGAGUGCCCCCGGACCUAUUGUCGGUGCUGAUCCGAGGCUGUGUCAGUUGAGAGAUAGCCUAUCCCACCUUACGUUGGUUGUUGCAUCUGGUCAGCGUGAAGCAAGUCGAAUGCGGGAUGAGUUCCUUUGAAUGCCAUAUUCGACACAUGUAUAAUCGGGGUGCUGCAAUGAGCUUACUAUUCACCGCGAGUGAAUUAUGUGCAUGUCAUGCAAUGGUCGCUUAACCCUCGCAUGUGUGCGGCGUUUGCCAGCUUCUAAUGCGUAGGGGGGGGGGGGGGUCGGUUGGACCCCCCCCUUGCCGUUUGGCCCCUGAUCGAGCUAGAGCUUCGCGGAAAAAAAC
Amphibalanus amphitrite is the source of this 2652-nucleotide messenger RNA. RefSeq lists its product as uncharacterized. Lineage: Eukaryota; Metazoa; Arthropoda; Thecostraca; Balanomorpha; Balanidae. Bases 1 to 2205 code for a protein of 734 amino acids. Gene Ontology annotation, biological process: organelle organization. The record is from RefSeq and is a predicted model, not a curated record. The transcript has 8 exons. Gene Ontology annotation, cellular component: cytoplasm.